AUGGCCCACGUAAAUCAUUUCUUCUACCUUUUCAUAGCACUCGUUUUGCUCGAAAGCUCCCUAUGCCAAGGUGGACGUCUUCUCCUCGACGCAACGAAUCACGAGUCGCCACCGAUUCCAACGCUGCCACCACAACCAAAUUCACCGUCGAUUCCAACGCUGCCAUCACAGCCAUCUCUUCCGUCUAUCCCGCAACCUACGACGUUGCCGCCGCUGCCCCCCGUACCUGCUCUUCCUAAGCUUGCUUUGCCUCCAUUUCCAACCAUUCCCAACAUUCAACCAAUAUCAUUCCCUCCAAUUCCAGCAGGAAUUCCAUUCAGUAUUCCCAAUGUUCCAUCAAUCCCAUCCAUUCCGUCUUUUGCACCACCGCCUGCAAGCGAAAGCCCAUGA
Messenger RNA from Phalaenopsis equestris, 390 nucleotides. RefSeq names its product vegetative cell wall protein gp1-like. The record is from RefSeq and is a predicted model, not a curated record. Lineage: Eukaryota; Viridiplantae; Streptophyta; Magnoliopsida; Asparagales; Orchidaceae. Bases 1 to 390 code for a protein of 129 amino acids. The transcript has a single exon.